This is a messenger RNA of Podospora pseudocomata, 976 nucleotides long. Its product is annotated as Superoxide dismutase [Mn], mitochondrial. Gene Ontology annotation, molecular function: metal ion binding; superoxide dismutase activity. The record is from RefSeq and is a predicted model, not a curated record. Gene Ontology annotation, biological process: superoxide metabolic process. The transcript is spliced from 3 exons. NCBI's taxonomy places the organism in Eukaryota, Fungi, Ascomycota, Sordariomycetes, Sordariales, Podosporaceae. The coding region runs from base 266 to 976 and encodes 236 amino acids. Gene Ontology annotation, cellular component: mitochondrion.
CUCGGAGAUCCGGCCGCGCGACAAGAGGGACGCGGUCGAUUGAGCAUGUUUGCGCGGGUUGGUUCAGAGUGACAAGGACACCGCUCACAACCGUUCGCCAUCACCAAACUGUCGUCCGCUGUCAAUACCGCAUUGUCGGCAUCUCCACAAGGAAAGCAGAAGACAGCUGAUCCGCCGAGGACUGCGUUGAGCACGUUUCACUUUUGGGGAGCUUUCAUUCGUGGACAUCUCUGGGGAUCUCUGGGGACCUUGAUAGCUGGCAAUCAUGGUCAACUUUGACAAUAUCUUGAAGUAUCUCGCCGUCCAGGCGCCUUUGAGGGCCUUCUCCGGCGAGGACUUUAACGCUACCAAGAUGGCUGUUCAAGAGUACACCCUGCCGGCAUUGCCAUAUGCUUACAAUGCUUUGGAACCACACAUUUCAGCCCAGAUCAUGGAGCUGCACCACAGCAAGCACCACCAGGCCUAUGUGACAAACUUGAACAACGCUCUCAGGUUGCACGUUGCUGCUGUUGGCGCAGGCGAUAUUGCCAGUCAGAUCGAGAUGCAGCAGGUCAUCAAGUUCAACGGUGGUGGGCAUAUCAACCACUCGCUGUUCUGGAAGAACCUCGCCCCAGCCGAGAGCGAAGAGACAAAGCCCGAGGCUGCAAAAGAGCUGGUGGCUGCUGUCGAGAAGACCUGGGGCAGUCUGGACGACUUCAAGAAGGCUUUCUCUAGCACCUUGCUGGGGAUUCAAGGAAGUGGCUGGGGCUGGCUGGUCAAGGACAGUGCGAAUGGGUUGCGGAUCGUGACCACCAAGGAUCAAGAUCCGGUGGUUGGACAAGAUGUUCCCGUGUUUGGUGUCGAUAUGUGGGAGCAUGCUUACUAUCUUCAGUAUCUCAACGGAAAGGCUGCGUAUGUCGAGAAUAUCUGGAACGUCAUCAACUGGAAGACGGCCGAGGAGCGCUUCUUGGGCACCAGCGAAGCUACAAAAUUGUAA